AUAGAAAUGACUGUUUGACGCAAUGACAGAAGGAGGAAAUGAACUGAACGGAAGAAGGUUUUCUACUUUACUUCUUCAUUCACAUGAUGGCUGCGGGUCCUGUUGUUCUUCUGGUUGCCUUUCUGCUGAAUCCACUUCAAGCACAAGAUUCUGAACUGUUUGUGCUGCGUGGAAGUAACCUACAUCUGGAUGUAAAGAAACCUGUUAAACUAACAGACGAAACUUAUUUUGUAUGGAAAUUUAAUGACAGUAGAGUAGUUAGAUUUACUCAUAACAAACAAACAACAAUUUUUCCCUCAUAUAAAGAAAACGUUGACUUUAGUGAAGGAAAUUACUCUCUGCAACUAAAAAAUCUACAACACAGCAACAGUGGAAUUUAUAAGGCAGUAGUGAGUGGGGAGAAAGACGUAAUAGUAACUGAAUACAGACUCACAAUCCAAGAUAAAGUGUCUUCAGUAAAACUGACCGUGACCCCCAACAACUCCUCCUCUUCCUCCUCCUGUAACCUGACUGUGACCUGCAGCACAGAGGACUCUAGCAUCAGCACAGCUGUCCACUGUGACAACCAGACCUGCUCUCUGGUGAAAAAACCAAACUUGAAACCUCCAGUCCAAACUUCUUCUAUCAUUGUCUACUUGCAGCAAGACUACAUCAUUUGUAACCAUAGCAACCAAGUGAGCUGGAAACAUAAUAACAAGGAGCUCAAAUCCUACUGCAAGACAGAACAAGAUGCCAUCGUUUCUGCAGCCAUUAGAAUUACAGCUGGAGUAUUAACAGCGAUACUGGCUGUGGCCUGUACUGUCAUUGUCUACAUAAAAUGUAAAAGAAAAAGCAAUGAAAAUACAGGGAAUGACAUUUCUCAGGAAAUGGAAAUGAGUCAAAAUGUAUAUCAGAGACCUGAUGAUGCUUCAGAUCUUCAUCCUACAACCACUUAUUCCAUGAUACAGUUUCCAGCUCAACCUGUGAACUCUGCUGAGACCAAACACACCCCGUCAGAUCCAAGCACAUGCCUGCCAGAGACAGUGUACGCACAGGUUCAAAGACACGACAACGCCAAAAGAUAAAAACCACAAACAUGAUGUAUUUACAAGACUCAACAUGCACAAAUAGAACCAUUUUAGCACAGCCAAAGUGGUCCUCCACGCUGAAAGCUUUGCCUGCCUGCUUAGUCUGCAGGGUGGUUGCAGACAACCCUGUUGGUGGUUGUAGUUGCUCGGAAGGUUGGAGAAUCCUGCACCACAGUCUAACUGUAACAAUGUGGACCUCUGUCUGCCCUCAUCCUAGUUUUUACUGUGAUAAUGCCCUCUGUGUUUGUGGAGUGGGCUGUGGACAAAUGCCUAAGAUAAGAAAGUUUCCUCACCCAGUUCAGCUGUUGUAUAAAGCCAUUAUAUGUAUUUCUAUUCAUUUUUAAUUUUUAUUUUUAUUAAAGAUUAAAACCGGACAUGAGGGUGUGCAUAUGUGUGUGUGUGUGUUUAUGUGUAAAUAUGAUUGGGAGUAUUUCUAUAUUUGAUAGUUUAACACUUGUGACUUGAAAGCUUUUGUUUUUAACAUGUAAAAAUGUUACUUUUUAAGAGACAAAGAUGUAAUGCAUGUUGUGCUGCUUUUGGCUAUAAAGAGAAUUUGGUGAU
Molecule: messenger RNA, 1628 nt
Organism: Melanotaenia boesemani (Boeseman's rainbowfish)
Lineage: Eukaryota; Metazoa; Chordata; Actinopteri; Atheriniformes; Melanotaeniidae
Product: SLAM family member 6-like
Exons: 6
Coding region: 84-1064 (326 amino acids)
Source: RefSeq, a predicted model, not a curated record